AUGUUCUCCCAGUCGUUGACCAGACCUCUCUUCAAGUCAUUCACUGCCCCAGUCAGCCCUUUUGGGUUCACCGGGAUCUUUGCCAGAGGUUACAAGGUGAGAUCCGCGGUUAAGAAGUUCUGUUCCGAAUGUUACAUUGUCAGAAGAAAGGGAAAGGUAUUUGUGUUGUGCAAGGCCAACAAGAAGCACAAGCAAAGACAAGGUUGA
This is a messenger RNA of Saccharomycopsis crataegensis, 207 nucleotides long. It is a transcript of the gene RTC6, whose product is annotated as mitochondrial 54S ribosomal protein bL36m RTC6. The transcript has 2 exons. Gene Ontology annotation, molecular function: structural constituent of ribosome. NCBI's taxonomy places the organism in Eukaryota, Fungi, Ascomycota, Saccharomycetes, Ascoideales, Saccharomycopsidaceae. Gene Ontology annotation, cellular component: mitochondrial large ribosomal subunit; ribosome. The record is from RefSeq and is a predicted model, not a curated record. Gene Ontology annotation, biological process: translation. The coding region runs from base 1 to 207 and encodes 68 amino acids.